UUUUUUUUUCUUUUGUUUACAAAAUGCAAGCGAAAAUGUCAAGGAACUGGUCUGCGAGGGAGUUGCAAUUGUUCGUCCGCGCCUGGAAGAUUGCCGAGGUCGACUCGCCAAACAAUAUCAUUGCAGCGGCGCUUAAGAGCAAUGAUUUCUCGAGGACCACCGCCCAGAUAGAGCGAAAAAAACGAGAAUUCCUCCGUUCAUACGCUCUAAUCAGGCAACACAUGGACACUCUGGACAUCAUCCUAGGAGGUGACUGCACCAGGGAAGACCAAAAGGAUGGAGAACACAUCCAGGACCCAACAAAAGACACAACCGAGAAACCUGCAACCAAGGGAAACAAUGGCACAUGUCCAGCUCCCAACACAACUGAAGACCAAAGAGGUGCGAUGGCCGCAAAAAAGGAAAACACCCUAAAAUCGACGGAAAACAAGAGGUAA
Messenger RNA from Octopus sinensis (East Asian common octopus), 437 nucleotides. RefSeq lists its product as uncharacterized. Bases 24 to 437 code for a protein of 137 amino acids. The record is from RefSeq and is a predicted model, not a curated record. The transcript is spliced from 2 exons. NCBI's taxonomy places the organism in Eukaryota, Metazoa, Mollusca, Cephalopoda, Octopoda, Octopodidae.